Molecule: messenger RNA, 648 nt
Organism: Lachancea sp. 'fantastica'
Lineage: Eukaryota; Fungi; Ascomycota; Saccharomycetes; Saccharomycetales; Saccharomycetaceae
Source: the annotation of a GenBank genome assembly
AUGAACGGAAUUCAAGUAGACAUCAAUCAUUUGAAGAAGGGCGAGGUCAGCCUGGGAACUUCUAUCAUGGCCGUCACCUUUAGGGAUGGUGUGAUUCUGGGUGCGGACUCAAGAACGACCACCGGCUCUUAUAUCGCUAACAGAGUCACAGACAAGCUAACCAGGGUACACGAAAAAGUGUGGUGCUGCAGAUCCGGAUCAGCAGCCGAUACGCAAGCCGUAGCAGACAUUGUCAAAUAUUAUCUCGAUUUGUACACCACCCAGUUCGGAGAGCCAUCAACGAAAACCGCUGCAUCGAUCUUCAAGACCCUAUGUUAUGAGAAUAAGGACAAUCUCACCGCAGGUAUCAUUGUGGCUGGCUACGACGACAAAAACAAGGGAGAAGUUUACAGCAUACCAUUGGGAGGCUCUUUACACAAGCAGAAAUAUGCCAUUGCGGGCUCUGGCUCAACAUUUAUCUACGGGUACUGCGACAAAAACUACAAGGAUGACAUGUCGAAAGAGGAAACGAUAGAUUUCAUGAAAAACUCCCUUUCGCAAGCCAUCAAAUGGGAUGGAUCAUCUGGUGGUGUGAUCAGGAUGGUAGUGCUAACGAAAGAAGGAGCCGAACGUCUUAUCUUCUAUCCUGAUGAGUAUGAGAACCUGUAG